AUGGCGCUGUAUGUGUCGCCGGGGUUUUCCCGUGCGGCAGAUGCGCACCUGCGGCUGGCGCUGAUGUUCAAGGCGCGGCGGCACUGGGCGGCGGCGGCGGUACACUUCAGACGCGCGCGCCUCGCGCCGCAUCAGGACGCCACCUUCACGCGUCUAGAGCUCAGCUUCCACGCCGCUCAUUUACUCGAAGCGAGAGGGCUAAGAAAAGCGGCACGUGAUGCCUACGAGCGUCUCUUAAAAGAACCUAAGCUGUCGUCGUCGUUGAAGGCUGAUGUGUGCCGGCAGUUAGGUUGGUUGUACCACCGCUGUGCAUCACUGGGUGAAGCACCAGCUCGGGCCCGCGCGGCCGUGUGGUGCCUUCAGCGGGCCGUCGCGGCGGAACCGGACUCGGGCGCAGGCCUCUACUUACUGGGCCGCUGCUUCGCCGCGCAGGGCAAGGUGCAUGAUGCUUUCAUCGCCUACAGAAACUCUGUCGAGAAGUCGGAAGGCAACGCUGAUACGUGGUGCUCUAUUGGGGUGCUCUACCAGCAACAGAACCAGCCGAUGGACGCGCUGCAGGCGUACAUUUGUGCGGUGCAGCUGGACAAGGGGCACUCGGCCGCGUGGACGAACCUCGGCAGUUUGUACGAGAGCUGCCAGAUGGCCCGCGACGCUUUCGCGUGUUACAGCAACGGAGGUUCGGCGGCCGUCGCAGCGCACGCGCCGCUCAGGCAGCGCCUCGCCUUCUUGCGAGCGCACCUCGCGCACGCGCCCAUGCCGUCUGUUACGGGCAAACGGCGUCAGUUGCCGUCGAUCGAGGAGGCGUGGAACCUGCCUAUAUCUGCGGAGAUGUCGUCCCGCGCGCCCAAGUCCGCGCCGCCGCCGUACCCCGGCAAGCGCGACGAGGCGGCGCCCGCGCCCGCCGCCGCGCCCGCUCCCGCGCCCGCCCCGCUGUCGCACCACCAGCUGCAGACGCUGCAGUACCUGCAGCGCAACGCGCACAACCUCUCCCCGCAACAACAAGCGUUGAUGCAACAACUGCUGUCACAGUACCGUCUAGCGCAAGCGGCGAGAGCGCGUGCGGUGACGAAAAGCGAAGGUAGCAGCGCCAGUGGCGGAGAGAGCGCGGAGUCUCUCGCUGAAGAUCUGCUAAAGAGGUUUUCGGACUCGCAGCCAGAGAUCAAAAAGGAACCCUCCACAACUGAAAAUACGAGCAACGGUAGCAAUAGCAGCGAGGCGGUACUUGGUGGCCGACAACCCGUCGUCAAGCUCGAGCCGCUCAAAACUGAUCCCCACAAACCUGUCACCUUCCAUAUCGGCAUGAGCGCCAAACAGAUACUCGACACUUGCAAGGAGAACGCGGGCCCGGCGACGGCGUGGUCGGUGCUGGGCGACGGCUGCGGCGCGCCCGAGCCGCCGCCCGUGCCAGCACCGCGCCUGUCCGCCGAGCAGCUGGCGCCGCCCGCGCCCUUCGUCUACGUCGAGUCCAAGCGCGACGCCUUUUCGCCGCAGCUGCAGGACUUCUGCCUCAAGCACCCCAUCGCCGUCGUGCGCGGCCUCACCGCCGCGCUCAAGCUCGACCUAGGCCUCUUCUCUACCAAAACGCUCGUGGAGGCGUGGCCCGACCACGCGGUCGAGGUGCGCACGCAGCUCAUGCAGUCCGCCGACGAGAACUGGGACCCGAGCGGGCGGCGGCGCGUGUGGGCGUGCGCGUCGCACCGCUCGCACACGACGGUGCGCAAGUACGCGCAGUACCAGGCCGGCUCGUUCCAGGAGUCGCUGCGCGAGGAGCGCGAGCGCGGCGCCGUGCCAGCGCACUCGGCCGGCGCGCUGUCCGACUCGGACGGCCGCGAGUCCGGCGGGCCCGCCAAGCGCCGCAAGAGCGCGCGCAUGCUCCGCUUUGGCACCAACGUCGACCUCUCCGACGAGCGCAAGUGGCGCCCCCAGCUCACGGAGCUGCAGAAGCUGCCCGCCUUCGCGCGGGUCGCCUCCGCCGCGAACAUGCUCUCCCACGUCGGCCACGUUAUCCUCGGCAUGAACACCGUCCAACUGUACAUGAAGGUGCCUGGCAGCCGGACGCCCGGACACCAAGAGAACAACAAUUUCUGCUCGAUAAAUAUCAACAUCGGACCCGGCGACUGCGAGUGGUUCGGUGUUCCGGACGCUUAUUGGGGUGGAGUUCGUGAGCUCUGCGACCGCCACGGUCUUUCAUAUCUUCACGGGUCCUGGUGGCCCGACCCGGAGGAACUUCGAGCGCACGGCGUACCCGUGUACAGAUUCACCCAACGCCCCGGAGAUCUAGUGUGGGUGAACGCCGGCUGCGUACAUUGGGUGCAAGCUACCGGCUGGUGCAACAACAUCGCUUGGAACGUCGGACCGUUGACAGCUCGUCAGUACACUCUCGCGCUGGAGCGCUACGAAUGGAACAAAGUACAGAACUUCAAGUCGAUCGUGCCCAUGGUUCACUUGACGUGGAAUCUGGCGCGAAAUAUUCGCGUUUCCGAUCCGAGACUGCACCGUGCGAUGAGAACAUGUCUCAUGCAGACUUUGCGGGCGGCGGCCGGCACACUCAACGUGGUUCGCGCUCGAGGUGUUCCGAUUCGCUUCCACGGUAGAGCGCGCGGGGAAGCAUCGCACUACUGUGGCGCGUGCGAGCGCGAAGUGUGGCACGCACUUCUCGUCCGCGAACACGAACGACGUCAUGUCGUCCACUGCCUCGCUUGUGCUCGCCGAGUCAGCCCCACGCUGAGCGGUUUCCUAUGCCUCGAAGAACACCACCUUGAAGAACUUGCGCAGGUUUACGACGCGUUCACUCUGCACCGUUCCGCUCCCCUGGCUGCACCCGUACAAAUACCGUCACUCGUGCCUACUCCCGAUUGA
This is a messenger RNA of Parnassius apollo (apollo), 2859 nucleotides long. The record is from the annotation of a GenBank genome assembly. NCBI's taxonomy places the organism in Eukaryota, Metazoa, Arthropoda, Insecta, Lepidoptera, Papilionidae.